This is a messenger RNA of Syzygium oleosum, 1077 nucleotides long. RefSeq names its product DNA polymerase epsilon subunit B-like. The record is from RefSeq and is a predicted model, not a curated record. Gene Ontology annotation, biological process: DNA-templated DNA replication; error-prone translesion synthesis. The transcript is spliced from 13 exons. Gene Ontology annotation, cellular component: epsilon DNA polymerase complex. Gene Ontology annotation, molecular function: DNA binding. NCBI's taxonomy places the organism in Eukaryota, Viridiplantae, Streptophyta, Magnoliopsida, Myrtales, Myrtaceae. The coding region runs from base 1 to 1077 and encodes 358 amino acids.
AUGUCGGUGGAGAGGGUGUUUGAGAGCAAGGAGGUCCUGCAAUGGAGGCAACAACUGACGGUGAGGGCCUUCGUGACUUGGACCAAAGUGCGAGAGAAGUCCGGGAUGUUGCAGGUCCCCUUCAUGAGGCAAGAGAACACUUUGAUUCAGACCUGUGUUGUUGCCUCCUCUAGGCUCGCUUUUAGCGGUCAGAUGCUGCUCAAGGGAAUUUUUAAGAUCAUUACGUGUGGAUUUCCUCCUUUAGAAGACCGAGAUAAGUCUCCGAAAGCACUUGCGGGACUUGAUUUUUUUGGAGGCGGUACAUUAACCGAAGAGGAGACUCGACCGGCAGCCGAAAAAGGAGCAGUUAAUGACAUCAUGUUUGACGUUUGGCUAGACAAUGAAGAGGCUAUGGGAAAACUAGAGACAGUCCUCGAUGGUUUUGAGAAUGAGGUGGUAGUUCCUUCAUCGUUUGUGUUAAUGGGAAACUUUUGCUCUCGACCCUGCAACCUUUCUUUUCAUUCCUUUUCUUCGCAGUUCGGCAAGCUUGGGCAGAUGACUGAAUCCCACCCACGUCUGAAGGAGCAUAGUCAGUUUUUGUUUAUUCCGGGCCCUGAGGAUGCAGGUCCCUCAACAGUUUUACCUAGAUGUGCUUUGCCAAGAUAUAUCACAGAAGAGUUUCAGAAUCACAUUCCAAAUGCCAUAUCUUCAAGCAAUCCAUGCAGAAUCAAGUUCUAUACCCAAGAAAUCGUAUUUUUCCGCCAGGAUUUGCUAUACAGGAUGCGUUGCUCCUGUCUGAUGCCUCCCUCCACCGAAGAAACAAAUGAUCCUUUCAAGCAUUUAUUGGCUACAAUAACGCAACAAAGUCAUCUAUGCCCUCUCCCUCUUGUCCUGCAACUGGUCAUUUGGAAUAACGAUCGUAGUCUCCACCUGUACCCAACUCCAAACACGAUAGUUUUAGGCGACAAGAGCGAGCAGAAGGCGUACAGUUACACGGGAAUCACUUGCUUCAAUACUGGUUCUUUCUCAAAUGAUGGCACCUUUGUUGCUUAUCGCCCUUGCACUCGAGAAGUGGAGUUAUCAGCCUUACCAGCAUAA